AUGGAAUGCAGCAAGGAUAGUACUACUACUGGAGACACUAAAGAAGAAGCACAAAUAUUGGAGUCAAUUGCUGUAUCAGAACUUGAAGGCAAUCUCCUGAAGGACCCUAACCCUUUCUCUUACUUCAUGCUCGUUGCGUUUGAGGCCUCAGGCUUGAUUCGUUUCGCCUUAUUACUAUUGGUCUGGCCGCUCAUCUUCCUACUAGAUAUGCUGGGUAUGGGUGAUGCUGCUCUCAAACUAACCAUCUUUGUCGCCGUCGCCGGAAUUCGUGAAUCAGAGAUUGAAUCAGUGGCACGAGCAGUGUUGCCCAAGUUCUACAUGGAUGACUUAGAUAUGGAUGCUUGGAGGGUGUUUAGCUCUUACCAGAAGAAGAGGGUAGUGGUUACUAAAACCCCUAGACUGAUGGUGGAGAGAUUCCUGAAAGAGCAUCUACGUGCCGAUGAAGUUAUUGGAACCGAGCUUGUGGUGAAUCGUUUUGGGUUCGCUACGGGUUUUGUCAGCGCCGUCGAACAACUUUCCGUCGCCACAACAACUUCUCCUCCUCCAUCUUUCCUCUCUCUGCGUAAGGAGCAACUCCAACAACUGGUUCGGCCGGAGCCGGUCAUCUUUCACGAUGGUCGACUAGUGAAGCGUCCAACGCCGUCUACUGCACUCCUCAUCCUCCUAUGGUUCCCAAUGGGAAUCCUACUAGCGACGAUACGCAUUAUGGUGGGCCUGAUGCUACCAAUGUCCAUCACCCAUUACAUCACUCCAUUAUUUGGUGGCAAGAUCAUCGUCAAAGGCAAGCCACCACUAUCACCGUCAUCACCGGAGUCCGGUACGAACACCGGCGGCGGCGUUCUCUUCGUGUGCACACAUCGCACCCUAAUGGACCCCGUGGUCCUAUCCAUUGUACUCGGCCGUAAGAUCCCGGCUGUCACCUACUCCAUUUCACGAUUUUCAGAGAUCCUAUCGCCGAUACCCACCGUCCGGUUGACGAGGAUCAGGGAAGUGGACGCGGAGAAUAUAAAAAGAGAAUUAACAAAAGGUGACCUAGUGGUCUGCCCUGAGGGUACCACAUGUCGGGAGCCAUUUCUCUUGAGGUUUAGUGCACUGUUUGCAGAAUUAACGGAUCAGAUCGUGCCGGUCGCCAUGAAUUACAGGGUUGGGUUUUUCCAUGCUACCACUGCAAGGGGUUGGAAAGCUUUGGACCCUAUUUUCUACUUCAUGAACCCUCGUCCAGUUUAUGAGGUGACAUUCUUGAACCAGUUACCGGUCGAGGCUACCUGCUCAGCGGGAAAGAGCUCCCAUGAUGUAGCAAAUUACGUGCAGAGGAUCUUAGCAGCGACGCUAGGGUUUGAGUGCACUAACUUCACUAGGAAGGACAAGUAUCGAAUGCUGGCCGGUAACGAUGGUAUUGUAUCUUUUACACCUUCGGCAAAUCGUCGUAUAAAGAAGGUGCUUGGGACUUUUAAGCCCUUUACUUAUAAACUCCAUUGAAGCAAAGCUAAAA
Telopea speciosissima is the source of this 1492-nucleotide messenger RNA. RefSeq names its product glycerol-3-phosphate acyltransferase 5-like. NCBI's taxonomy places the organism in Eukaryota, Viridiplantae, Streptophyta, Magnoliopsida, Proteales, Proteaceae. The record is from RefSeq and is a predicted model, not a curated record. Gene Ontology annotation, molecular function: glycerol-3-phosphate 2-O-acyltransferase activity; phosphatase activity. The coding region runs from base 1 to 1479 and encodes 492 amino acids. Gene Ontology annotation, cellular component: membrane. Gene Ontology annotation, biological process: cutin biosynthetic process. The transcript has 2 exons.